Molecule: messenger RNA, 2456 nt
Organism: Fopius arisanus
Lineage: Eukaryota; Metazoa; Arthropoda; Insecta; Hymenoptera; Braconidae
Product: protein HID1
Exons: 5
Coding region: 108-2447 (779 amino acids)
Cellular component (GO): membrane; Golgi trans cisterna; Golgi medial cisterna
Source: RefSeq, a predicted model, not a curated record
CAUUGCGACGCCAAACGUCAAAAUAUACUGUAGAGAAAAUAUUGAGCGGUUUUCAGGGCUUCGUACUGGAUAACAAUUCGAAGAGAAUUAGCUGAUUGCCAUUAGUCAUGGGGAAUGCAGAUACUAAACUCAAUUUUCGGAAAGCUGUUGUCCAGCUGACAGCAAAAACUCAAGUAAUUGACGCGAGUGAUGAUAAUUUUUGGGACCAAUUCUGGUCCGAGAACGUCUCGAGUGUCCAAGACAUCUUCACACUGAUUCCAGCAGCUGAAAUAAGAGUUCUGCGAGAAGAAGCACCAGCGAACCUAGCAACAUUAUGCUACAAAGCAGUGGAGAAGCUGGUGAAAGCCGUGGACAACAGCUGUAGAACCCAGAGAGAGCACCAGACAGUGCUCAACUGCUGCAGAUUACUGACAAGACUGUUGCCUUAUAUUUUCGAGGAUUCAGACUGGAAAAGCUUCUUCUGGUCGAGUCUGCCUGGAAAAGAGGAAGAGGACGAGAGUGUGCCACUGGCCCAUUCAUUACUCAAUGCCAUAUGUGAUCUACUUUUCUGUCCAGACUUUACUGUUGCCUCUGGACGUAAAUCUGGACCUGACAAGGCAGAGGAGCUCCAGACAAUCGACAGCUGCGAAUACAUCUGGGAGGCAGGAGUUGGUUUUGCCCAUUCACCACCUCGCUAUCCAGUCCUAGACUCCAACAGAACUGAACUUCUCAAGCUCCUUCUCACUUGUUUCAGCGAAACAAUGUACAAUCCACCCAGUGAUCUAUCGAUAACCCCAAAUCGAUGGAUCCAACAUCUCACCAGUCCUGAGAAUCGUCACGCAUUGCCAAUGUUCACAUCAUUAUUGAAUACCGUUUGUGCUUACAACCCAGUGGGAUUUGGUGUACCCUACAAUCACCUCCUCUUCACGGAUUCCCUGGAGCCUCUCGUUGACAUUGCCCUACAAAUUUUAAUCGUCACCCUGGACCACGACACGAGUGGAGAUGCUGCUAACACCGAGGAGUCUGGAAUAACUGGAGACAAUUUAUUCAUAAAUUAUCUGAGCAGAAUUCACAGAGACGAGGACUUCCAAUUCGUUCUCAGAGGCAUCACGAGACUCCUCAAUAAUCCCCUCACCCAAACGUACCUUCCAAACUCCACGAAAAAAGUUCAUUUCCACCAAGAGCUACUGGUGUUCUUCUGGAAGAUGUGCGAUUAUAACAAAAAAUUUUUGUACUACGUCCUGAAGAGCUCUGACGUACUCGAAGUGCUUGUUCCUAUUUUAUAUCAUCUCAAUGACUCGAGGGCUGACCAGUCUCGAGUUGGUUUGAUGCAUAUCGGUGUUUUUAUUCUUCUAUUGCUCUCAGGAGAGAGAAAUUUCGGUGUUAGAUUGAAUAAACCGUACACCGCAACUGUACCAAUGGACAUUCCAGUAUUCACUGGCACCCAUGCAGAUCUUCUUGUCACAGUAUUCCACAAGAUCAUUACAACUGGACACCAAAGACUUCAGCCACUCUUCGAUUGUUUAUUGACUAUUCUCGUUAAUGUAUCGCCUUAUUUGAAGACUCUGUCGAUGGUGGCCAGUACUAAACUCCUUCAUCUACUCGAGGCAUUCAGUACACCCUGGUUUUUAUUCUCCGCCCCAACGAAUCAUCAUCUCGUUUUUUUUCUCCUUGAGAUAUUCAAUAAUAUCAUUCAGUAUCAGUUCGAUGGCAAUAGUAAUUUGGUCUACACGAUUAUUCGUAAGCGACAAGUGUUUCAUGCUCUGGCGAAUCUACCUAUUGACUGCAGUACUAUUGCUAAAUCACUUAGUAAACGUCAGAGGAAGCAGAUUCCAUCCACCAGUGUCUCCACGGAGAAUGUCAGUGAAGCUGCCAUGGAGGGAUCACAUCCAGCACAACCAGCUGAGCCAGGAACUCUCAAGGCGACUCUUCUCGAAACACCUGGUAUCGAAAAUAUGACUGAGAAAGAAUCUGCACAUCCUCUCAGUCCGUCUAUUGAUGUUGAUAUCAAUAAAUCUGGGGAAGCUAAUGGGAGGGAUGAAGAGGAAGUUGAUGAUAAAUGCACCCAGAAAUCUAUUGUUCCUAAAGGAGGAAUUCGAGUGACUGACGAAGUCGUGAGUUCUAAUAAUCAGUGGGUACCCACAGGAGAUUGGGUAUAUCAAUGGAAAUCAAAAUUGCCUCUACAAACAAUAAUGAGAUUACUUCAAGUACUAGUACCUCAAGUGGAGAAAAUUUGUAUUGACAAGGGUUUAACCGACGAAAGUGAAAUUCUGAAAUUCCUGCAGCAUGGAACACUCGUCGGUCUUCUCCCGGUUCCUCAUCCAAUUUUAAUUCGUCGAUAUCAGGCGAACGCUGGAACGACUGCUUGGUUUCGCACGUACAUGUGGGGAGUAAUUUAUCUGAGAAAUGUCGAGCCACCAAUUUGGUACGACACAGACGUGAAAUUAUUUGAAAUCCAAAGAGUCUAAAGAACUCAA